AUGCAAAAACCGACUAAACUAUUUACAAAUUCAACAGGAAGAAAUACUGACAUCUAUUAUUUCUUCCCAAAUGAGCUUCAAUUCUGCACAUAUGAUUCUCUUUUCAUUAUUGAUGGCAAAGAAAUCAAGCCACAACUUCGUGCCAAAGAUGAAGCAAAGAAAGAGUUUGAAGAAGCUGUAAAUGCAGGUCAUAUUGCUAUGUUUGGUGAAGAUUUAGGUAAUGGCCUCAAUUGUUUCCGAUUAGGCAAUCUUCCUGCAGGUAAGACAGCUGAAAUCCAUCUCAAAGUAUCAUUUUUAGCAGAUAUUAACGAAAACGGCUACUUCUACAAAUUCCCUCUCACUCAUAAAUACCAGCAAGGAUCUGUAACAAAUGAUUACUCAGAUAAACCAGAAUCAUUUCAUUUCUCAACAUCAAUCAUGACUCAAAAAGAAAUGAGUAAUGUGAAAGUGUCUGUCAACGGAACAACAAAUGUUAUUGACUCACAUAAUGCCACAUUUGUUACAAAUGACACACCAACAAAGGACGCAAUAAUUAUUGAAACUCAAAUCAAGGAUAAAGAUAAAAAUAUUGCUAUUUCAAGCGAUGGAUAUAUUGCAAUCACUACAUAUCCAAGCUUUGAAGGACCAAUUACCUCAAAUUCCGAAUUUUAUUUCAUUGUUGACUGCUCAGGUUCAAUGACUGGUUCUCGUAUUUUAAAAGCUAUUGAAUGCAUGCGCAUGUUCAUUCAGUCGCUACCUGUUGGUUGCAGAUUUUCCAUUAUUAAAUUUGGAUCUAAUUUUCAUACAAUUUUAAAGUCAUGUGAUUACACAGAUAAAAAUUUAGCCAAUGCAAUGCAGUUACUUUAUACAAUCAAUUCAGACAUGGGUGGAACAGAUAUUUAUUCACCAUUAAAAUAUGUUUCAGAUAUUAAACCAAAGAAAGGAUUUGUUAAACAGAUCUUUUUAUUGACAGAUGGGGAAGUACAAGACUCAGACGAGAUUUGCGCAAUGGCAUAUAAAAACAGAUCAAAUAAUAGAAUUUUCUCGAUUGGUCUUGGCUCUGGUGCUGAUCCUGGACUCAUAAAAGGAAUUGCGAGGAAGAGUGGUGGAAACUAUACAAUCAUAGGUGAUAAUGAUAACUUGAACCAGAAAGUUAUUGAAAUGCUUUGUUCAGCAAUUUCUCCUGCACUUUGCAAUAUUACAAUACAGAGUAAGAGCAAACAAACAGAGAUGUGGCCUUCUCCCUGCCCUCCUCUUUUUCCAAAGAAUCCACAGAGUUUCAUUGUCAAAUCAUCUUUCACGGAAAAUAUUCUUAUUAGUGGUAGUUUAAUUAAAGAACAAGUUGAUAUUGUUGUUCCUGUUUCUCCUCUUGUUGAUAAUCUUGGAUUACGCCAAUUAUUCAGCCGCUAUAUCAUUGAUGAUUAUGAAACACAACUUAUUCUUAAAAAUGACGACAAAAUUAAGAAGAAAUGCAUCGAUUUAUCUCUUUCAUCUGGUGUACUUUGCAAAUUCACAUCAUAUAUCGGUGUUGAUGAUCAGUCACAUGUUCGAAGACUAUAUUUGAAUUUAUGUACUUCAAUUUGUCGAGGUGAGUCUUUAACAAAUUAUUCUGAAAUUGCAACAAAUGACCACAUCAUAGAAUUUGAUGAAAUGUCAUUAUCCAGAAAGAUUGCUGAAAUUCGAAAUAGGAGAAGCUCAAAUUCAUUAGAGCAUCAAAUCCAUGACCAAAAGGUUGAUGGAUCCUGGAGUGAUUUCGGCGAAAUUGAUAAAGAUAUUGAAUCUAGGUACGGACAUGUUGUUGCCUCUACAGUUGCAGCAAUAGCAUUCAUCAGAAGAACAUUCAAGGAUCGUUUAUUCGAGUUCACUCUUAUUAUAAAGAAAGCUCUUGACUUCCUCAAGAAGCAGGAUAAGAAUGUUGAUUGGGAAUCUAUUAUCAACAAAUUCGUUUAA
Trichomonas vaginalis G3 is the source of this 1929-nucleotide messenger RNA. RefSeq names its product von Willebrand factor A domain-containing protein 5A family. The transcript has a single exon. NCBI's taxonomy places the organism in Eukaryota, Parabasalia, Trichomonadida, Trichomonadidae. Bases 1 to 1929 code for a protein of 642 amino acids. The record is from RefSeq and is a predicted model, not a curated record.